CGCUCACCGGAAGUGCAUCUUCUAAUCUGGAAACGUCAUUUAGUGAAACACAACAAACACGAUGGCGUCUACAGACGGAGAAAGAAACCACGAAACGGGCCAACUGGAGCUCUCUCUGGACGUCCCCUUCCCGUCCCCCCGUGAGGCUGCCAUCGCUCUGCGCUCUCUGUCUCCGGACCGCGAGCCGAGGAAAGGCGGCAUCAGCAAACAUCUGGCGGUGACCGGCAGCACGCUGUCUGUGAGGUGGCGCGCCGACGAAGCCCGAAUCCUCAGAGUGUCGGUGAACUCGUUCCUGGAUCACCUUACGCUCGUCAUGGAGACCAUGGAGAUGUUCGGCCCCCCCGCUGCCCAGUGAAGCUCCUCGCAGGAUUCAGGACGGUUGUUUGGUCCUCUGAAGCUCUUUGAGCUGCGAGAAGACGACCUCAAGCAAAGGGACCGCAGCUUCCAUUCCCCUCUAUGAAAGCAGAUGUUCUUCUUCCUUCAUGUUCCUGUCAGGGGGAACUGGGUCCACGUGCUCAUGAUGCCCUCCUGCGACCAGCAGAGGGAAUGUGGAAUAAAGACACCUCCUUUAGGCCUCACAGUUGGGGUUGAACCUUUGAGGAGGAAGUGAAGCUUUAACUCUUUACUCACUAAAUUCAGACAGUUUAACAGACGAUUUCUUGUUGAUGAUCAGUUCUUAUUCCUUCACUUAAACUGUUUAAUAAUAUUCGCUGGAAUGAAUAUGGAGAGUUAGAUGUUUACUUUGUCCUUCAAUAAAUAACAUACAAAAUACAAAAGUAUUUCACUGGGCAGUACUCCAAAAGUGCAAAGGUCACAGUUCUGUAUGAAAGACGUUAACCACAAGAAGGUUUAAUGAUGAGAGCCAAUAAGAUUUAAGUUGAUAUUA
Molecule: messenger RNA, 886 nt
Organism: Pungitius pungitius (ninespine stickleback)
Lineage: Eukaryota; Metazoa; Chordata; Actinopteri; Perciformes; Gasterosteidae
Product: EKC/KEOPS complex subunit LAGE3
Exons: 3
Coding region: 62-355 (97 amino acids)
Cellular component (GO): EKC/KEOPS complex
Source: RefSeq, a predicted model, not a curated record